This is a messenger RNA of Mycena indigotica, 1021 nucleotides long. RefSeq lists its product as uncharacterized. Bases 41 to 1021 code for a protein of 326 amino acids. The transcript has 9 exons. The record is from RefSeq and is a predicted model, not a curated record. Lineage: Eukaryota; Fungi; Basidiomycota; Agaricomycetes; Agaricales; Mycenaceae.
CCUUCGAGGAGCAUAUCCGGGAGAAGGGUAAUGCGCGCCUAUGACGAAACUUCCCAGCCGAUUCAAUUCUCUAUCACUUGUCCGCAGCCCGUCUCUGGGCCUUCUUCACGUCGCGCACGCUGCACGGCACCUCCCCGCGCUGCUAACCGCGUUCGUGCUUCAAGGCGGGCUGGAAGGACCCUCACACCCGAGCAGGCACGAUCCGCCGUUCGCGGUGCAUCUUGUGCUCGAGCUCGUCAAGCUUGCGGCGACUGCCGGGUGGUUGUAUGUGCAGGAGAAGUGGGUGGCCAAGAGCAAGGCAAAGAACGAGGAGCCCCUGGUGCUGCAGGCGCGCGGCGAAGAAGAGACGACAGCCGUGGAAAGUGUGUGGGGGAGGAGGCAGAAGUGGGUCGUGGGGGCUCUGGUCGGCGGGUUGUUCUUCGUCCACCACCUUUUGCUGCAAGCGCGCACGGCAUACUCGAAUCAAGUCACGCUGAACAUCGUCGACGCGCUGCCGAUUCUGUUCAUCAUCCUCCACCAAUUCGUGCCUUUGCGGAAGGGAACGCCGCUGACACACAUAACGAGCGCGCUCUUGCAGAUUGUCGCGCUUUGCCUGCUUGCAGCCGUCUCCUCGCUCUUCUCCCUCGCGCCGUUUGUGCUAUACACCCUUAAUGCCGACUUCCACCGUCUCAACCGGUUCAUCUUCCUCAGUUCCUCUGUCACUGCGUUCAUCGGCGUCGUCGCCUAUCCAGCAAAAAACACGAAUCUUCCCACCCCGCUCGCUGCCCCGCGACUGGGUAGCCGCAUUUGUCGGCGUGCUACGGACCGGCUGUGGUACCACAACUCAGAAUGGGACGCUCGCGGAGGGGACGGCGGACAUGAGAAGGGAGGAACAGGUUGUGCUGCAAGAGGCACAGUGGUCAAAAAGGUGGUGAAGAUAGGCAAUGAUAAUUCACGACAAUCCAAGAAAAAUAGAAUUAUAGGCAAAUUGGGCGUGCCUUCAAGUUCCUUGCGGAAUACUUCAGCGCUCUCAGGAUUCUGA